AGCCAAUUCCGAUUUGAAAAUGAAAGCCUAAACUUGAUUUCUGACGCUCAUGAAAGGAUGGAAACAGAGGAGAGAACUUUAUGGAGUUUAUGGAUGCUUGAUGUUACCCAGGUACUGUACGAUGGCAAGUUGACGAGCACUAUCAUGUUCAUGUACAACCCCAUAGCGUGUGACAGCCAGCUCUGUUUGGAGUCCUCACCCAAGGGAAACCCUUCCUACUUCCUGCACUCACCACACGCCAUGAUGUGUCAGGAUGUGAAAGCUGUCAUCACCCACUCCAUACACAGUACCCUACAUUCCCUGGGAGGCAUUCAGAUUCUCUUCCCCUUGUUUGGUCAGCUGGAUCUGACUGUCGAUCUCGGCCCUGACAAAACCAUGGCAGUGGACUACUCCACUUGUGCGAACUUGAUUGGCCUUCUGGGAGACUUGAUUGAGUGUUCUCCGGCUAUCCAGCAGCAGAUGGUGCAGAACAAAGGCUUCCUGGUCAUCAGCUUCUUGUUGGAAAAGUCGUCACGAGACCACAUCACGCCAGCAGUCCUGGAGGCCUUCCUCAAGCUGACAGAGUUCCUGGUGGAGCUGCCCUCGGGCGGCUUGCUGCUCAAGCACCUGUUUGACUACGUGCUCUUCAACCCUCAGCUCUGGGUGCACACGUCGGUGGAGGUGCAGACCAAGCUGUACUGUUACCUGGCCACCGAGUUCAUCAGCAACGCGCGCAUCUACAACAACAUCCGGCGCAUUAGCGCUGUGCUGCAGACCAUGCACUCGCUCAAGUACUACUACUGGGUGGUCAGCCCUCUGGACCGCAGCGGUGUCCAGCCCAAAGCUCUGGAUGGCCCUCGGCCUACCCAGGAUGAGAUCGUCAAGCUUCGUUCCUUCAUGCUGCUGUAUGUGAAAGAACUCAUCAUCAAGGGACACGGCAUUCAUGAGGAUGAGCUGCAAUCCAUGCUCAACUAUCUGACGACACUGCAUGAGGACGACAAUCUGAUGGAUGUGCUGGAGCUGCUGGUUCACCUCAUGGCCGAGCACCCGGCCUCCAUGGUGCCUGCCUUUGAUCAAAAGAACGGUGUGAGAACAAUCUUCAAGCUGUUGGCUUCUCAGAGCGAAGACAUAAGGUUGCUCUCUCUGCGGUUGCUGGGAUUUUUCCUGAUGAGAAGUACUUACAGGAGGAAACAGGAUGCCAUGUCACCACACAACUUGUUCAACCUUCUGGCAGAGCGGUUGAUGCUUCACACUCAGAACAUCUCCAUGGCCACCUACAAUGCCUUGUUUGAGAUCCUCACAGAGCGCAUGGGUCUGGACAACAUCAAAGUCAGAUCAGCAGAACCAGAGUCCACAUUCCGCAUUGAAAACUCAGCUAUUCUGAAAGUGGUUGCCACAAUGAUAUGCCAGUCCAAACCCACUGCUGAGGUGCUUGAAGUGAAGAAGAUCUUCCUCUCCGAUUUGACCAUUCUGUGCAAUAACAAUAAAGAUAACCGAAGAACUGUCCUCCAGAUGUCUGUGUGGCAAGAUUGGCUGUUCUCCCUGGCCUACAUCUACCCUCGCAACUCGGAGCAGCAACGCAUCACGGACAUGGUGAUGGCCCUCUUCAAGAUGCUGCUGCACCACGCCAUCAAGUUUGAGUUUGGAGGCUGGAGAGUGUGGAUAGACACUCUGGCUAUUCUGCAUUCCAAGGUUGCCUAUGAGGACUUCAAGAUUCACAUGUCCAAGAUGUACCAGCAGUUUGAGCAGCACCGAGCGGACAACUUGUCAGACCCCGAGGAGCAGCAGCAGAGGCCCAUCUCCACCAUCUCCGGCAUAGGGAGCCAGCAGCAGGCGGCCGCCGCUCCCUCCCCACGCAAGUCGAGUGUGAAGAUCUCAGAGGUUUCCGAUACUGAAGCCGAGGCGAUCCAAGCUGCCGAGGGGAAGGAGAAGGAGGAAGAGAAGGAGGAGGAGGUCAAGGAAGCGAAGGCCGAGGCUGAGGAGGAGAGUGCUACCUCACAGGAGAAGACAGAUGAAGAGGCGGAAGUAGGAAAACAGGAAGAGCAAGAGGCACAGAAAGAAGAAGAAAGCCUUUCAGAUGAGAAGAAGGAUGGAGAAAUUGAGGAGAAACAGGAUGCUGCUGAGGAGAAGAGUGAGACGAAAGAAGAGGACGAGAAGGAGGAAGAGGAGGAGGAGGAUGAGCAGGAGAAAAAGGAAGAGGAGGAUGAGACCGUUGAGACAGAGGAGAGCAGCGAGGGGACGGAGCAAGCCACAGGAGGGGAGGAGUCGGAGGGUGCUAGUGGGGCGGAGCCUGAACAGAAGAGCGAAGGAGAGGAUGCGAGUGCACUAGAGAGCAGUUCAGAUCAGGGACAGACUGCAUCAGACAGGCCCAGACCAAAUGCCAAUCCAGGUGAACCAGUCGGGGGCACCAGGCCUAAGUCUGUGUCCCAGCCUCCGGGCCCGUCCGCCCAAGAUGGGCCCUCACUACAACGCCAUCCAUCCAACGCCAGCAGAGGAGGGGGUCACAUUUUCAGUCCAGGCCCCCGGGCCCCAGCAUUCCGCAUUCCAGAGUUCCGUUGGUCUUUCCUUCACCAGAAGCUCCUUUCUGACUUAUUGUUUGCUGUGGAAACUGAUAUUCAAGUGUGGAAGAGCCACAGCACCAAGAGCGUGAUUGACUUUGUGAAUUCCGGAGAAAACCACAUCUACGUGGUCAACGUGACCCACAUGAUCUCUCAGCUGGCCGACAACCUCAUCACUUCCUGUGGGGGACUACUUCCUCUGCUUGCCGCAGCCACCUCCCAAAACGGUGAGAUUGAGAUCCUGGAGCCCAACCAAGGGCUGAGCAUUGAGCAGGCGGUGAUGAUCCUUCAGAGAAUCAUGUACAUGACUGACAUCCUCGUCUUUGCCAGCUCCACCAACUUUGCUGAGCUGGAGAACGAGAAGAAUAUGCCUUCUGGGGGCAUCCUGAGACAGUGUCUAAGGCUUGUGUGCACAUCUGCCGUACGCAACUGUCUGGAGUGUCGUCACCGGUACCAAGGUCAAGGCCAGUCGGAACCCCCAUCUCCGGGAGCUGGCAAAGCCAUCAACGGAGUGGACCCAAUCCAUAGCCUCAUUGGUGGAUCUCAUCCGUCUGCCAAGAACAUCGUGGAAAACUUGGCUGGUCAGACAACUCCGAUCAAGGACCCUGAAAAACUCCUGCAGGACAUGGACAUCAACAGGCUGAGGGCUGUGGUGUACAGAGAUGUGGAAGAAACGAAACAAGCUCAGUUCCUGGCCCUGGCCAUUGUCUACUUCUCUUCGGUGCUCAUGGUGUCCAAGUACCGAGACAUCCUGGAACCACCAUCCCCUGCGGCCACGCCCACCGCCGCGGUGGUGCCGGGCAGCAAGGAGGGCUCGGGAGGCCCGUCGUGGCAGAAAAUCACCUCGUCAGCCAUGCCCCUCCUCCCUGACAGCAGUAGCUCCGCCUCCUCUGUGGCCAGCGUGGGCGUUAAGUCCUCCGGUGAGGCCACACCCAGGAAGAUGAGCGAGGGAACUGUCACGAAGCAGACCGAGACAAAGACCUUGAAAGAGAAAGAAAAGCCAGCAGCUGCCACUAAUGGCGGGGAAGACGUGGAGAAUAAGAAGUCUAAGUCGACAAAGUCGAAUGGUGAAAAUGAGGUCAUUCAAGAGGUGCCCGAGUCGGAGAGUCAGACUGGUGAAAAAGUAGAUGAGAACGUUACAGCUAAAGAAAGUGCUGUGGAGAAAGACAAAGAAGAGAAGCCGAGCAAUAAAGAGGAAAAACAGGCAUCAGAGAGGGCCGAAAUCGCUAGCGAUGAAAAUGUUGGGAAAGAGGAUCAGAAAAAAGAGGAGGAGGAAGGAGAGAAGCGAGAAGAAUCUGUUGCUGUGGAAGAAGAAAAAGAAGAGAGGGAGGCGGCUGAGGAAAAAGCUGCUGGAAAAGAGGAAGAUAACAGCGGCUCAGGAGAUGGUGAGGAUGUAGUGAAGAAGGAAGAAGAAGGAAAAGAAGAAGGAGAAGGAAGAGACCCUGGCGAUGACACCCCUCCAUCGACCACCACGACCGCCGCUACCACUGAGGAGAGCACACCACCGCAAGUCCCAGACACAGACUCGACCCACGUGAACAAGAUGGAGAUGGAUGGGGGCCCCUCCAGCGAGGACCUCACCGAUGAGAAAGACGACGAAGACAGUAAGAGACAGGAACUUGAGGGUUUUGUAUGUCCUAACUUUUGCUUUGAUUCCUUCCCUCAAGGAAAAGCUGAAGAUGGUGCCUCUACUCCGGCUGGUGGAGAAGAGGGAGAAGAUGAAGGGAAACAGAGCAGCCAGCCCAUUUCUUCCAUCUCUGUGUCUCACAAGCCAACUGAUCAACAGGGCAGUGGGGUGGACGGCCAGAAGCCAGCGGCUCUGGAGCUGAGCAUCAGCCCGGCCAUCCACAACCUGCCCACAGCCCCGGUGGACAGCGGUACCCUCACCGACCGGCUGGAGCGAGCCCUGGGCUCGGUGGCCCCCCUCCUGAGGGAGGUCUUUGUUGACUUUGCUCCGUUCCUCUCCAAGACGCUGAUUGGCUCACACGGGCAGGAGCUCCUCAUCGGAGGCCUGGUGACGCUGAAACAGAGCACGUCCGUGGUGGAGCUGGUGAUGCUGCUGUGCUCCCAGGAGUGGCAGAACUCCUUACAGAAGCACGCCGGGCUGGCCUUCAUCGAGCUGGUCAAUGAGGGAAGACUUCUGGCUCACGCCACCAGAGACCACAUCGUGCGUGUGGCCAACGAAGCCGAGUUCAUCCUCAACAGAAUGAGAGCCGAGGACGUUCAGAAACAUGCAGACUUUGAGUCUAUGUGUGCCCAAGCCAUGAUGGAGCGCCGGGAGGAGGAGAAGCUAUGCGACCACCUCAUCAAGUCGGCCAAACGCCGAGACCACUCCCUGGCCCUGCGACAAAAGGACAAAAUACUUAACAUCCUCAUGAACAAACACGGAGCUUGGGGGGCGCAGGAUGACCAACCAGCCGCAGAGUUCUGGAAGCUGGAUGUCUGGGAGGAUGACUCUCGGCGCAGGAGGAGGAUGGUGAGGAACCCUCUUGGCUCCUCCCACCCAGAGGCCACGCUCAAGGCUGCUAUAGAGCAUGGAGCAGCGGAGGAUGCCAUCAAUGCUGCCCGAGAGGCCUUCCACGCACACCUGGCCACCCUGAAGAAGACGCAGAGAGAGACGACCGAGUUCACAGACGAGGAACUGGUCAUGGAGGAGAAGGACGUGGAGCAAGAGUUCACAGGUAUCGUGGCACUGUCGACCCCGUGCAAGUUGAUCGCCCCCGGAGCGGCAGUCAACGGCACCAUGUCCAUCACCAAGAACGAGCUCUACUUUGAGAUGGACGACGAGGACUCUGACAACAAGCUGCUGGACCCCAAG
Messenger RNA from Aplysia californica (California sea hare), 5355 nucleotides. Its product is annotated as neurobeachin. Gene Ontology annotation, molecular function: protein kinase binding. Gene Ontology annotation, biological process: intracellular protein localization. Gene Ontology annotation, cellular component: membrane; cytosol. Lineage: Eukaryota; Metazoa; Mollusca; Gastropoda; Aplysiida; Aplysiidae. The record is from RefSeq and is a predicted model, not a curated record.